Messenger RNA from Fusarium subglutinans, 1641 nucleotides. RefSeq lists its product as uncharacterized. The record is from RefSeq and is a predicted model, not a curated record. The transcript has a single exon. Bases 1 to 1641 code for a protein of 546 amino acids. NCBI's taxonomy places the organism in Eukaryota, Fungi, Ascomycota, Sordariomycetes, Hypocreales, Nectriaceae.
AUGUCUUCCUCCCCGUUCUUGAGUCUCCCCCCGGAGCUUCGUCAAAUCAUCUACAAAUACUACUACACUGCUUCUGAUGGCUAUUUCCUCCAACCAAUCUCCCGCAAGCUCGCCGCCGCCAAUGGCAAAAAAAUUCACCUCGCCCUGAUGUACACCUGCCGCCUCAUCGCCUACGAGACCAAGGACCUGCCUCUAUCAUUCAAUAGCAUCACCGUCUCCACAGUCUAUGAUCCCGAAUAUCGUCCUUGGGCUGGCCGCUUCGACUAUCUUCUCUUCGCUCAGUUUCGAAAACAGUUAAGCCUUGUUCUCGUCUUGGGCAACUGGUUUCUUACUGAAGAAAUGUGGGUUCGUAUUGAACAAACAUUUCCCUGGUUCGUGCCGCAACUCAGAGAUGCCCUACGCGAACACCGACACCAUUCACGUCGAAGCGAACUCGGAGGCUAUGAGUAUUGGAAUUUCUCAAAUUCCUUCAACCACUCAGCAGAGGCUUUUUGCCGGCGGUCCUAUGGAUUGUCCGCGCUUUGUGAGGCCCUCGAAUUCACCCUACGUAUUCUUGCCCAGAAGGAAACGGAGAAAUCUAAUAGAAUUAUCGAGUAUGAACUUCUAGGCUGGGAGCAUAGCGGUAGCGCCCGGCUCCUCAACUUUCUCGAUCAGUGCUUUAAACCUUGGGACAUACCGCACGCUGAUGUCCUCACAGAGAUGGGGCGCAGGUUCGGGGAUGAUCGCCUCUGGGCUACUCUCGAGGACUGGACGCCCAACACAAACCACACAGAAGAGUAUCAUGCGAGAUUUCGCAUCUCCGCCGCUUCUGCGGCUAUAGAUUGGCUCAAAAAGCUUCCCGCAAAGAAACGAGUGUGCAUUCGUGGUUUGGCAAUCAUUGAAGAUUACCCAUCUGUAGGUCGUCAAGAGUGCCAGGCUGCAGGCCUUAUCCCCUUCUGCAGAGAGAAUCCACAGUUGCGGAUCAGCCACCAGGUCAGUAUGCUAAAUGUCAUUUUCUCUCGGGCGUUGCUCCGCCGCGCUGCUUCUUUUGAAAGUUUGCAAACAUACGCGAGCCAUGAAAUUGGAGAAGUAGCCUUUCAGAAGGCAAGCUCUGCGUUGUUUUCUGAGAUGGUAAAUUGGCUAUCAGAGAUCAUAUCUCUUCCUAAGGCCGGAAUGCCCGAUGAUUCCUAUACCUUUUCACUAGAUGGUGAACCUAUUCCCCUUGUCUGCUCCCGGAUCUUCCAACACAUUGUGCUUCGCAAGGAGACCAUGCGAAUCACUAUAGAGCAGUCGCUCCCAUCAUUGGAUAUAGGUACUCGGUUGGAUAUAGGCCCCAAGUUGCACCGAGGACACGGCAAUGCAUUUGCCCAGCUUGUCGAUAACAGCUCCUUCAUCAAAGCCAACUUCGACACUGGUCAGCUUUGGAACGUAGAGGAAAUGAUGGCUGAGUUUCAACGGAUUGGAGUAUGGGGAUUUGUUCACAAAUAUGACCGUUUUGAAUUCGACUUUCAACUGCUUCGCCCACCAUCGGUUCUUGACCUACCGAGGCUGGGAGCACUGGUAAUGGAGAAUUACGAAAGCAGGCCUUGCCAUCGACCCCGGAAAUCAUAUUGGUUAUACACAUCACCUCCCGGGGAGUUGGACACAGCGCCAAGGGUGUGA